Molecule: messenger RNA, 1002 nt
Organism: Acinonyx jubatus (cheetah)
Lineage: Eukaryota; Metazoa; Chordata; Mammalia; Carnivora; Felidae
Gene: RRAS
Product: RAS related
Exons: 6
Coding region: 45-716 (223 amino acids)
Biological process (GO): signal transduction
Cellular component (GO): plasma membrane
Molecular function (GO): GTP binding; GTPase activity; GDP binding
Source: RefSeq, a predicted model, not a curated record
CCCCCCCCCCAGGCAGUAGCGGCGGCGGCGGCAGCGGUGGCGACAUGAGCAGCGGGGCGGCGUCCGGGACUGGGCGGGGGCGGCCCCGGGGCGGGGGGCCGGGGCCCGGGGACCCCCCACCCAGCGAGACACACAAGCUGGUGGUCGUGGGCGGCGGCGGCGUGGGCAAGAGCGCACUGACCAUCCAGUUCAUCCAGUCCUACUUUGUGUCUGACUAUGACCCAACCAUCGAAGACUCCUAUACGAAGAUCUGCACUGUGGAUGGUGUCCCGGCCCGGCUGGACAGUGAGGGCGAGGGAGUCCUGGACACUGCAGGCCAGGAGGAGUUCGGUGCCAUGCGGGAGCAGUACAUGCGCGCCGGCCACGGCUUCCUGCUGGUGUUUGCCAUUAACGACCGGCAGAGUUUCAACGAGGUAGGCAAGCUUUUCACGCAGAUCCUCCGAGUGAAGGACCGAGACGACUUCCCCAUCGUGUUGGUUGGGAACAAGGCAGAUCUGGAGACACAGCGCCAGGUCCCCCGAUCUGAAGCCUCUGCCUAUGGCGCCUCCCACCACGUGGCCUACUUUGAGGCCUCGGCCAAACUGCGCCUCAAUGUGGACGAGGCCUUCGAGCAGCUGGUGCGGGCCGUACGGAAGUAUCAGGAACAAGAGCUCCCGCCCAGCCCACCCAGCGCCCCCAGGAAGAAGGACGGGGGCUGUCCCUGUGUCCUCCUGUAGCCCCGGCGGCGGCGGCGUGAGAGGAGCAACCAGCACGAGCUCUUGGGACCAGCUGCCCUCACCGAGCCUGUUUCCCCAUCUGGGUUUCCCAGGAUACACUACACCCCUAUCUGUAAUUCCUGGCUUCCUCCAGGACAUCGCCACUGUGUGCCUUCUGCCAAUAUGCCUCCUUUCCCCACCCGAGCCCCUUGUUGGGGUGAGGGGCUCCCGGGCAUCCGGAUCACUGCUGUAUAUAACUCCCCUCUCCACCCCUAGGGAAAUAAACGUCACUGCCAAUGUCAGAAAA